Molecule: messenger RNA, 708 nt
Organism: Abrus precatorius (Indian licorice)
Lineage: Eukaryota; Viridiplantae; Streptophyta; Magnoliopsida; Fabales; Fabaceae
Exons: 2
Coding region: 1-708 (235 amino acids)
Source: RefSeq, a predicted model, not a curated record
AUGGUCAUAAGCGUCGACAUUCUUAACUGUACGGUCCGAAAAGACUCUAGGGCUGACAUCUUAUACUACAAUACUUUCAAGCAACUUGGCAUAUUAGAAGAUGAAUUGAAAGAGUAUCAUGAACUACUUGUCAGUUUCUCUAGGGAACGAGUGGAGACUCAUGGCUGUAUUGAUCUAUACACUUCAUUCGGACCAGAACACGAAGGAAAGAGUAUCAAGGUCACUUACCUAGUGGUACAUGCAAAUACUUCAUAUAAUAUACUACUCGAUCGACCAUCCCUUAAUAAAUUAAAGGCCAUAGUACCCACUCCUCACUUGGCUAUGAAAUUUUCAUCCGAGAAGGGCCGAAUCAUGAUCGUUCACUCCGAUCAAAAGAUAGCCAGAGAAUAUUUGGACAUGCUAGGAAUAAACCCUGAAUUCCCGUGUCACCAUCUAUCAGUUUACAAGGGCAAAACCAAUAGUACAGAAAAAAAAAAGAUAGGGGGAGAGCUAGCACAAGCUGUUCAGGAAGAAACGACCAAAUUAUUACAAGCUGGUUUUAUCCGAGAGGUAAAAUACUCUACCUGGUUUACCAAUGUAGUGAUGGUAAAAAAGGCUAAUGAAAAGUGGAGAAUGUGCACUGAUUUUACUGAUCUAAAUAAAGCAUGUCCUAAGGAUGUCUAUCCUCUUCCCAACAUUGACAAUCUGGUCGAUGGCGCUCGGCCAUAA